This is a messenger RNA of Cyclopterus lumpus (lumpfish), 821 nucleotides long. RefSeq names its product mannosidase beta like (gene manbal). Lineage: Eukaryota; Metazoa; Chordata; Actinopteri; Perciformes; Cyclopteridae. The coding region runs from base 200 to 472 and encodes 90 amino acids. The transcript is spliced from 3 exons. Gene Ontology annotation, cellular component: membrane. The record is from RefSeq and is a predicted model, not a curated record.
UCACAUACGAUUACGUCACUUCCGGUUAGCGGAUGUUGUUUUCUCCCUUUGUGAGCUUAACUAGCAUUUUUGUGUUUCACUGAUUUAUUCAUAUUUUCUUUGCCCUGAUUGCUCCAACGACAAGUGAAGCGUGAAGGACUUCCGGGACUGUUGUGUUUUCACAGAUCAGUGCAUUGAAGACCAAACAGCCGAUCAGCCAAUGAGCAGGAUCAUGUCUGCAGAAGUGGACCUGUCCCCUCCAGAGGUUCCUGAGCCCACCUUUCUAGAAAGCCUGCUGCGCUACGGGCUGUUUCUGGGUGCCAUCUUCCAGCUCAUCUGUAUCCUGGCUGUCAUCUUCCCCACAUCCAAGUCACAUGAACAGGAGGAGACUGAGUCUAUUGAUGGCAAGGCCACUGAACAGAUGAAGAAGCCCAAAGGACUCGCACCCCAGACCCGGCAGAAACCAAAGAAAGAGAGCAAAAAGAAGCGAUAGUGCUGUGUGUGUGUGUUUGUGUGUUUGUGUGCAUGUUACAGGUUUGUGUGAAUGCGUGUAUAGUCAACAUUGGCAGUUACCAAUACAAUUAUCACUACAGGUAUAACAUAUAAAUGAUGUGCAUUUCAUUUGAGACUCUUGAGAAUGAUCGCAAACUGUGUGCCCUUCACAUUCAAUACAAUAAUACAAAAAGCAAAUUGUCAUAUAUAUCGUUGGCACAUUUUGUAAUGCAGCUACGUAUUUGACAGGAUAUUUGUUGUGCAUUUAUUUUAUAAAUUGAAUAUCCCUGAUUUAAUUGUGUUUGGAUUUCAACUUUCAAAUAAAUACAUCGAGUCAUUUGUCAGAUUGA